UAAUUAGAAAACGUGUUUCAGAACGGGCCUAUUUUACUCUACAUCUCUGUUCUACAUCGAUUUGUGGUUUUAUAUUUUUGUUGCGAAGAAGUGGUGGUCCUCAUAAAUACAAAAAAAGUGUUUUACUGGAAAUACUUACCCUUUGAUCAUGGCUUUCCUGGUGAACAACAUACGCCGUUGCAUUUGCUUAAAGAGUUUCAGCAGUCCCAACAUUGUUCAGACUGCAUCAUAUCAUGCAAAUGUUAUUGAGCAUUAUGAGAAUCCACGCAAUGUGGGUUCUCUUGACAAGAAGGACAAAAAUGUUGGCACUGGUCUUGUUGGAGCCCCGGCUUGUGGGGAUGUGAUGAAAUUGCAAAUCAAAGUUGAUGAGAAUGGCAAAAUCAUUGAUGCCAAGUUCAAGACUUUUGGUUGCGGAUCAGCAAUCGCUUCAAGCUCUCUUGCUACCGAAUGGGUAAAGGGCAAGACUGUUGAUGAAGCACUUAAGUUGAAGAAUACCGACAUUGCUAAGGAAUUAUCUCUGCCACCAGUCAAGCUGCAUUGCUCUAUGCUUGCUGAAGAUGCUAUCAAAGCAGCACUAUCUGACUACAGGAUUAAGCAACAGGGAGCGAAGAAAAACUAAGCACAACUUAGAACUUCAAUAUUGGAACAGAUCUGUGAUUUUGUAGAAUAAGACCUAUUCACGAAACAUUGGAAAGAUUAUGAAGGAUUUUUAUUUAGUACUUCUUAUUUAAUCUUAUUUCUCAUCUUUUAUGAUAAUAGUUAAUUUUUAGCAAUAACAAUCUUCUGAGGCUGUUUAUUUAAAUAUAAAAAGACUGGAUAAUGAUUUGUGGAUAGGCCAGAGAAACAGAAUGGAAACUGGAUUAGAUUAUAAUAUCUAAUUAGCUUAUCCUUGCUACAAUAUUCCUCAAAUUAAAAUAUGUUAGCUGCUUGUUUUAAAAUCAUCUAUACGCACUUUAGAAUGUAGUGUUAUUGUUAUUAAUAAAUUACUCAAUAAACUGAAGAA
This is a messenger RNA of Manduca sexta (tobacco hornworm), 1003 nucleotides long. It is a transcript of the gene IscU, whose product is annotated as iron-sulfur cluster assembly scaffold protein IscU. The coding region runs from base 149 to 619 and encodes 156 amino acids. NCBI's taxonomy places the organism in Eukaryota, Metazoa, Arthropoda, Insecta, Lepidoptera, Sphingidae. The record is from RefSeq and is a predicted model, not a curated record. Gene Ontology annotation, molecular function: ferrous iron binding; 2 iron, 2 sulfur cluster binding. Gene Ontology annotation, cellular component: cytoplasm; mitochondrial matrix. Gene Ontology annotation, biological process: iron-sulfur cluster assembly; intracellular iron ion homeostasis. The transcript has 3 exons.